AUGGCCAAGAUCAAGACGUUUCUUUCGGCCAUCUUCCUGGCCACAGGAGGUUUCCUCUUCGGUUACGAUAGUGGUAUUAUCACCUCGACUAUCUCCCAAGAGCAUUUCAUCGACUACUUUAACAACCCCAGUAAUACCGUAACUGGCGGUGUGGUUUCCUCCUUCCAAGGAGGAGCCAUUCUCGGUACAAUAAUCAACAUGAUGCUUGGAGACUGGCUGGGUCGGAAACGCUCGAUCUUCCUAGGAUCGGUGGUGUCUGUCUUUGGGUGUGCCUUGCAAGCAGGUGCCAUAUCGAUGACUAUGCUUAUCAUCGGGCGGUUUAUUGCCGGAGCCGCUGUGGGUAUUAUGACCUCCAUUAUCCCCAUGUACGCGAGUGAAUUGGCAGAGACGAAAUACCGUGGUGCCAUGUCCGGCCUGCUGCAGUGGAUGUUGAGUUGGGGAUUUCUCGUGGCACAGUGGUUGGGAUACGGGACCUCGUUCGUGGAUGGCGCGUUCCAAUGGCGCUUUCCUCUUGCCUUCCAAUGCGUACCCGGUAUUGUCCUCAUGAUCGGCAUCUGGAUGCUUAACGAAUCGCCACGAUGGCUCAUGGAGAAGGACCGCCACGACGAAGCGCUCGAAAUACUCCGCAAACUCCGCAAAGGCACCCCGAACAGCGAAGAUCUCGUGGCCGUCGAGUUCCAAGAGAUCAAAGACGCCAUUGACGCCGAGCGCGCCGCCCACAAAGUGACCUGGUCAUCUAUUCUCACCACACCCUCCUGGCGGCGUCGUCUGGCUCUAGGCUGCGGCAUACAAGCCUUCGGUGUUCUCUCCGGUAUCAACGUGAUCAACUACUACGGCCCCAAGAUCUACAAGUCGCUCGGGAUCGAAAACCAGACCUCGCUCAUGAUCAUCGGCAUCUCCGGCGCCUUGUCUAUCGUCUACGCCACGAUCUGUCUCUGGGCCCUCGAUAAAGUCGGUCGGAUAAAGCCACUCAUCUUGUCGGCCGCCGGCUGCGGUCUUGCCCUCGUCGUCAACGCCGCCCUCUCGCAGCACUGGGACGCCACGAACGAGAACCUCCUCCGUGCCAUGGUCGCUAUGAACUUCGUCUUCAGUCUCUUCUACACACCCCUCGGUUGCAUUUCGUGGGUGUACCCGGCUGAGAUCUUCCCCGUGGAUAUCCGUAACCAGGGUAACUCCAUCACGACAUUCACCAACUGGACGUUUAAUUUGGUGUUUGCGCAGUUCUCGCCGCAGGCGCUGGAUGACAUUGGAUUCAAGUACUUCUAUGUCUUCUUCGUGUUCAACUUCAUUGCGCUCCUGUGUUAUGUCUUUUUCUUCCCCGAGACGAAGGGUAAGACGCUUGAGGAGAUGGACUUGGUGUUCAUGGAUGCGAGUGUUGCUGUGGCGGCCAAGACGGCCGAUAUGGAUGAAAGCAAGAGGGAGGAUGUCCAGAUCGAGCAGGUUAGGUAA
This is a messenger RNA of Aspergillus affinis, 1449 nucleotides long. Its product is annotated as sugar porter family MFS transporter. The record is from RefSeq and is a predicted model, not a curated record. The transcript has 3 exons. Gene Ontology annotation, molecular function: carbohydrate:proton symporter activity. Bases 1 to 1449 code for a protein of 482 amino acids. Gene Ontology annotation, cellular component: membrane. Gene Ontology annotation, biological process: carbohydrate transport; transmembrane transport. NCBI's taxonomy places the organism in Eukaryota, Fungi, Ascomycota, Eurotiomycetes, Eurotiales, Aspergillaceae.